This is a messenger RNA of Glycine soja, 1596 nucleotides long. RefSeq names its product disease resistance RPP13-like protein 4. The record is from RefSeq and is a predicted model, not a curated record. Gene Ontology annotation, biological process: defense response to other organism. Bases 1 to 1596 code for a protein of 531 amino acids. NCBI's taxonomy places the organism in Eukaryota, Viridiplantae, Streptophyta, Magnoliopsida, Fabales, Fabaceae. The transcript has a single exon.
AUGUCUAUUCGAACAAAUCCCAUGAAAGCAGUGCCUACAUUGUUGAAGCGGCUGGUGACAGUAGAGAAACAACUCAAACAAGUGAAUUUGAAUGAUUUGAAGUCUGAGUUGAUUAGGAUAAAGGACCUGUUUUCCUUAGUGAAGAAAAAUGAAGAAGAACUCCUUGACACAUUAACAGUCCUGGAUGGCUAUCUUCGCAACAAAAACAUAAAUAAGUUGACAGAAGAGGAGGGACACAUUCGCAAGAGAAUAAGAGAAUCAACUCAAAAGUUGCUGCCUGCUGGUGAAAUCCAAAGUACUAAUAUAGAGGAUUCUCAGUCAUCAAGAAAACUCCCUUCGAGCCUACAACGUGAGGAGUUGGAAAUGAUUGAGGUAAAUUGUAACAAACUUGAUCAUGUUGGAAAACGUUGCUUGUUGUCUCUCUUACAUUUCCCUGAAAAUGCUGUUAUGAAGAAAAGUAAUAUAAUUCUCUGGUGGGUUGGAGUGGGUUUAACAGCAAAUGAAAAUGGUGAGGAUGUGUUUGACAAGCUUAUGGAUAAUAAAAUAAUUGUACCGCAUCGUAGUGACAAGUAUCCCAUUGAGAAUAAAUUUAGAAUUAAUCCUUGUGUCCAUCAUAUCCAUAAGUCAGGGAAGUUGUUGUUAGAAAAUGAUGAAAAGCAGCCUUUACAAAUUAUAACCCCAUCUCAUCAUAGUGAUUCAGGUACUUAUUUAGCACUUGACAAACAAAAGGUUAAACUAAGUGAUCAGUUUGGUUUUAAAUCCAACAAUUGCAGAAGUGUUUUUAAUGUUGGUGCAAGUUAUCUUAAUUUUGGACCCCAAUGGAUGGCCAAAAUGAAGCAUUUGGAGGUGCUUCAACUGGGUCGUUGGCUGCAAGGUUCACCAAAACAUCAUAUUGAAGUGGAGAGUGAAGAAUUCUUGAAGGAGUUAAGGGAUCAAAAGGAGUUGAAGUAUCUUAGCCUUCGCGGGAUAUCAAGAAUAUCUGAACUGCCACUCUCCAUUUUUCAACUCGAGAGCCUAGAAACUCUCGAUCUGAAGGCCUGCCACAAUCUAGAAACAUUACCUAAUGAUAUUGCAUCAUUGAGAAACCUCAGACAUUUGGAUUUGUCUCAGUGUUACUUGUUGGACAGAAUGCCAAAGGGGAUUGAAAAGCUGGCUAAGCUUGAAGUACUCAAGGGAUUUGUAAUAGGUAGUUCUAUCAAGACUCCCUGCAAUGUAUCAGAUCUUGCACAUUUGUCAAAACUAAAGCAACUCAGCAUACAUAUAGGAAGUGGGGCCGUGAUCCAAGAUAAAGAGUUUGAAAGCUUGGAAAAGUUGUCUGAACUUGAGAAACUCAAAAUAUCAUGGGGUGUGUUUGACACAAGGUACAGUGCUAUUCAGGUCACUUUGCCUUCAAAUUUGAAAAAGUUGCAUCUUGAAGGGUUUCCUGGACAAAAUAUACCAGAAUGGUUGAAGCCUGACAAGAUAAGUACGAGUUUGUGUGAGCUAUCUAUAACAGGAGGAAGACUCAAAAGUAUGGAUCUUCAACAAUAUGCUCACGUGUCUUGCUCAUUACAGAUCAUACGUCUCAAGUACCUAAAACAUUUGAAGCUUGAUUGA